Molecule: messenger RNA, 438 nt
Organism: Staurois parvus
Lineage: Eukaryota; Metazoa; Chordata; Amphibia; Anura; Ranidae
Source: the annotation of a GenBank genome assembly
UGGACUCCGGGCAGCGGCACAUCGGGCUGGACUCCGGGCAGCGGCACAUCGGGCUGGACUCCGGGCAGCGGCACAUCGGGCCACCAGGGCAGCGGCAGGCAUCGGCCCCCAGGCGGGCAGCGGCGGGCGCCGGGCCCCCAGGCGGAGCGGCGGGCGCCGGACCCCCAGGCGGAGCGACAGGCCUCGGGCCCCCAGGCGGAGCGGCGGGCGCCGGACCCCAGGCGGAGCGACAGGCCUCGGGCCCCCAGGCGGAGCGACGGGCGCCGGACCCCCAGGCGGAGCGACAGAUCUCGGGCCCCCAGGCGGAGCGGCGGGCGCCGGACCACCAGGCGGAGCGACAGGUCUCGGGCCCCCAGUCGGAGCGGCGGGCGCCGGACCACCAGGCGGAGCGACAGGUCUCGGGCCCCCAGGCGGAGCGGCGGGCGCCGGACCACCAGG